This is a messenger RNA of Nematostella vectensis (starlet sea anemone), 5607 nucleotides long. Its product is annotated as GTP-binding protein Di-Ras2. The coding region runs from base 3127 to 3840 and encodes 237 amino acids. The record is from RefSeq and is a predicted model, not a curated record. Gene Ontology annotation, molecular function: GDP binding; GTPase activity; GTP binding. Gene Ontology annotation, biological process: signal transduction. Gene Ontology annotation, cellular component: plasma membrane. Lineage: Eukaryota; Metazoa; Cnidaria; Anthozoa; Actiniaria; Edwardsiidae. The transcript has a single exon.
UCUGUCUCAUUUUUUUCGGCGUUCUUGCGGUUGUCUGCGAUUUGGUUCAAGCUCCUUGAAAUAAUAGUCCCUUAUUAAAAUAAAUAAAUUUAGCUCUACUCCAACACGAAAUUUUUUUGCGUUUUUUCUUAUCGCGGGUUUCGGGUCCAGCCCGCAUGCCUCGGGUUUCUGGUCUAUCACGCGUGUCUCGGGUUUCGGGUCUAGCCCUCAUGAUCGCGAGCUCGCUCUGGCCUGAUACCCCCAGCAGAUUCACUGCCCUGUUCUUAUCCAGAUUAGGAUGUCAGUCUAGCCUCGAGUGAGUUCUUCCUGUCUGGAUUUCUGUUUAACACUAGAAAACACGGAAAAAAUUCGCUGUUGAAUGUUAUAUCCUUUUGGUCGUGCGUUCGUCAAUACCUUCGGUCCGAGAUCAGAAUAUCUUUUAAUUAUACGCAAUACCAAGAAAAACGUGAAAUGGGCAGGAAUGCACGCGCUUGAAACGCGCUUUGCCUGUAGAAAAAGUACUCUCUCAAUUCCUGUCAACGAAAAAGCGUUAACUGCAUGCUAAAUGCAUGUAGGGCUUCUUUCCAGUAUCUUGGACAUCAAACGCAACUCGUUUUUUUGGCCUUGUUUUCGUAUUUUAGACAUUCUCGCUCGAGUACUCGAAAAGCGAACAUUUUAAUGAAUCCAACGGCGGCGCAGUUUUAAACAACGCUUUUCUUGUAAUUUCUCAAAUAAGGCGUCAAACCGCGCGAAAACAACUCUGACUAGAAAAAGAAGUAGAGCUAUAACGAAUAAAAUACAUUUGACGAGUGUUAUUAAAAUAACACUCGCUACGCGUAAUAGUACAAACUAUUAAGCGUGUUAGUACGGCGGCAUUUUUUAUACCUCGCAUUCUUUUCGUGAUGGGGACAUCAAUAAAAGGCUGAUGUGUGCUCUAAACGCACUCCACAUACAGGUGACUAGUGUAAGACACUUCACUCGAAGGCAUUCCGUCACUUUAUCAGUGACUGCUGACUUAGAGAUGACACGGAUAGAGGAUUUAAUAAGUCUUAGGUUCAGUUAUCAGAUUUCUAUGCUGACUCAAGAUUCUGCAUCGAAAUUCAAGAGGAAUUCUUGAGACUGAACUGCUAACUAUGUCAAAUAUCUUGUCUCCCUCCGUUGGCGAUUUCGCGCCGUUGUUUGGCUGUCCAUGUCACGUGGUUGCGAUAACCUUGUUCAUUUCCUUACCUGUCAAUCAAAUUAUCUUACCCUGCUUGCACGAACUCGGCCAAGGUUAUAUGUCUGGUUCAGUGCUCUUUCUUUUUAAGAACGCCUAAUUUGCAGUUGAGACUUAUUUUUGGAGCAUUUUCUUAAAUUUCUGUGUAUAAAAUGAUGCGAUACCCAGUAAAGUAUUAGUAAGAGAAUUCACAAAGAUGUUAUAUUAUGAACACAAUAUUUUGAUGUUAUCUGAGCCUCGACAUGAUGUUUCAAUUGGUGAGGUCUCAGGCAGGACGUUCUUAUAAGAAACGAUAGUGACAGUGUAGUCUGUAAAAAAACGUUCUUACUUCUGACCGUCAUCCUUUCUUGGUCGAGAUUGCCUACAAACAAUUUUAUUUGAUGAUAACGGGGCUAUCAUUGUAGUGAACCCAUUUUUAUUGCAGUAAAAAUGCUAUAUAGGAAAAAAAUAUAAACCCCGUCCAGCAUGCUAUAUAGGAAAAACAACUUAAACUCCAUCCAACAGCAUCGUUGGAAAAAUUAUGCAAGACUCGUGGCAAUGUUUUGCUGCCUCACAAAUGUUUCGUCUACUUUUUGUGACGAUUCCAGUACCUUUUUGCAGCAUAGGACUUCAUCUCUCCAAAUUAUGCCUUUCUAGGCUUCUUAUCUUCUGUACUCCCAUUAAUCACUAAUUCUUGUGUCGAUCAAAAUUGUAAAGAGUAAUGUAAUAGCUGUAAUAUGCUUCUCUGUGGAUCGUUAAGAGAGCAAGUUUAUUGUGCUAAGCGUCUAGCAGAAAGAUUAGAGAUGCUAGGUUAAGGGAGAAGUCUAGGAUUAGACAGUCCAAGAGUUUUCGUCUGUUGCGCUAUUUCUCAAUCAUAGAGCGCUUGCCUGCAGGCCAGAGAUGCCUUUCGCCUGACAAACUUUAUUUCGAUCGAGUUACUCUACCGUAACUAAUCGACACAAAGCGAAAGAAAGCUUUGGUUCGCUCUAGAAGACAUCUCUAACUUAACCGCCGACAAUAUUGGCUUUUGUUCGUAAACCCCCGAGCGAGACCCGACGAGCACUGUCUUGUGAAACCGAACAUUGUCAUUAUAAUCGAACGGUUUAUGAAGGAGCGCAAAAAUCUAAAACGCCUUGGGCUUUUUUUUUCGUAAACCCUCCGAGCGAGACCCGACAAGAACUUGUCUAGACCGACGUGAAACCGAACAUUGCUAUUGUAACCGAAGGGUUUACGAGGGAGCGGAAACAUCCAAAACAUCUUCGGGCGGAUUAAUUAUAAAGUAUUUCCGAUUGUGUCAUUGAGUCGAUCCUCUCGGUAACUUUGCGUUGCACAAUUCGUAGACUUAUUUACUGUAUGAAUUUCCCAACUAUUUCUUACACGACUGAAAAUUGUUUUAUUGGCAGUUCAAUGAGUUCACUUGCGCCAUAAAGUCUUCCAUCAAGUUUAAGAGCUUUGUAAUGAACUCAUAGUCUUGUCUCGUCCUUAUGACCAGAAAAAAAACCCGUCUUUUUCAAAUUGAGAACGGUAAUAUUUCAAAAUGUUUUGCGUUCUGUUUCCUAGUGAUUGUUGUUAAGGCACUAGUUCACAUUAUUCUGAAUCAUAACAAUUCACUCAUGCGUCGCAAAAUCCCGUGAGACUUGAAAACACUGAAUCCUCGCGCGAGUCACUUCACAUUGCUCACAUUCCACCCUGCGGACACCCCCGCAUUCAUGUUAUCGUCGUAUCACUUACAUCUUUUAGUCGCGUAUAAAAGGCCGUGAACUCGGUCUGUCGUUAGUUGAGCCAAGCAAUCGUACUGUUCGCACAUCAUCGAUGCAGUAAUUAACAGUUUUCCAAAACAGUGAAGCGAUUCCACCGUGGUGUGAACCGAAAGAGAACCACAUAGGAGGUUGUUUUCGAGCGCUUUCAAAAGCACACUCGACCAGAACGAGCAAAAACUCCGCAGAUACGACAUGAAGAAACAGCAAAAGAGCUCAAAGAGGAAGGCAAGCCAUCAAGCAUUGGGAAAAAGGAGCUCAGCUUACUUGAAAAAGUUGACAAUUGCGGUCCUCGGAGAGGGACGUGUGGGCAAAUCAUCGCUCAUUCGAGGAUUCUGUGGCGAGGGGUUUCAAGAGGAGUACGUUCCUACGAUUGAGGAAUUUGUCUCUAAGCAUUUACUUUACAACGAUCGUACCUAUCAACUAGACAUUAUCGACACUUGCGGAUCUGAAAACUUCCCCGCAAUCCGUCGUGUUGACAUAGCUAAAGCGGACGCUAUUAUUUUGGUUUAUUCCAUUGACAAUCCCCGCUCAUUUGAGCAGCUUCAGCAAUACAGGGAGGAAAUAAUCGCGGAAAAAGGAAACUCGGUACCUGUUCUAGUUGUUGCGAACAAGUCGGACUUAUCACUUGAUGGUGAUGGACACUCUCUCACGAUCACCGAUCGCUUAGGGUGCAGGGUUAACACGCGGGAUGUGGUGCUAAAAAGAUGGAAGUAUCUUUGGUCUAUCACCUCGUGUAAGAUGAAUUGGGGAGUGCAGGAGCCAUUUCAUGGUAUACUAGACGAGAUUCAACGCAAGAAACUCGAGAACAAUAAUAAUAAUAAUUCGCCAACAAUGCAGCGAAAAACAUCGUGGCUCAACAGGAACUUGUCUCUGUCCUUGAGAAGAACUCGCUCAGCAAGAACAUAGACAAGCAAUAUUGCUAACUCGUAGAGCCCUGCAUCGUAAACUCCCGUUAUCUCAAAUCAAGGAGCUUAAGAUAUUGGACCUAAAUCAUGUACAGUUAUUUAUUAAGCUUUUGUGCGCCUUUGAUAUUACAUCAAUUAAAUAAAACAAACGAUAGUUUAACAUUGUUUCUAUAUUGUUGACACCGCUGCCCUAAAAAAGUUCUAUAGCGUACUUUCUACGGGUUGUUCUUUUGAAAUCCUUCAAAAAUCACUAAAACAUUUCAAUGUAAAAGCAAUUAGCGAAUCUAUUUUUACACCGCGGUGAAAAGAGGUUACUGCGUAUCACGGCUCACUAUUUAACUAUUUAAACUUUAUUCUUUUCUCGCAUAAUCCGCUCAGUUUAAUGCUCAAUAAUAAAACGUUUAUCUCUGUGGCUUUCUGCGAAAACAUCGAAAACCACAUACCAAUGUAUCUUAAUUAUUUUUUUACCUUAAAAGGCGCGUCGAGAGCGCGAAAGUUUGAUAAGAGGAACCCGCAGUUUGGAUGUGGUCGAGUCGUUUUCAGAAAGUCGUCUGCUGCCCUCAAAUCCUACGUUAAAAAAACUCUCUAUACACUGUGUAAAUAUAUAUGUUGUCAUUUGACAAUAAUAAAUAUUGUAUCAUGUUUUUCUAAUGGCCCACAUAGUUCAAACCGCACUUGACCUGUUUUCGAUCACUUGUUGGACUUGUUUACAUUUCUGCUGGACUUCUUUUAGCCUCUUUUUAGUCCACGCAUGCCUAGCAGCCCAAAGAUCACGCAAUAAAUGACAGCCCUACGGCUUGAGAAACUCGCAUAUUUGCGAGCCUGUAGGGCUCUUGAUUCUUGGACCAAGUGCAGUGCUGAUUAUCAGUCGCAACUGAAGCCUCUGAGCCAUGUGGGAAUGUUAGAAACGUGUCUUACAUGCCUCCUAGUCACUCGAUCCUCCGAUGAUUACGUAUCGAUAUCCCAUCGUUUCCUAUUAGCCUUGCUUAGCCCGUGCCCAUAUCCUUUGGUAAAUGGUUUCCGUUUUGGGUUUUAAUCCCCUUGAAGUUUGUUUUUUACGUCCUUUUGAUAAAAAUGGCAACAGAGAUGCUCAAAUUUGGAAAGCAGCUGUCGUUGCUCUCAUUCUUUGACUAGCUGCACGUAGACACAGUAGUGUUGGUAGGCAGUCCAAAGCAGCAGUUAUAAUUUGAUUAAAUUUGAAUGCUGGCUAAUAGACCCUCAUCUCUUAGGACCCUUAUAAAACAGGGUCAUGAAAAGGGAAAAAUAGGAUUUGACUUGAUUUUGAGUGGGGAACAAGACUUGGGUUUAUACCGCGAACAAUUUCAGCUUCACGAAACGGGGACGGGAACGGCAUAGUGUUGAAGAAACUGGAAAAACGGGAUUAUAGAACAAAAGUGCCCAAGAAAACGAGAUUCAGACCCCCCCCUAGUCUGCUAAGCAGCCGUGCGUGCCACUAAAAGCGGCUGCUAAACAGACAACCCCUCCCCCCUCCUUCCUAAUGGUAAGAGGCAGGUCUCCACUCGAGAAUCUAGAGUGACAAUUUCUUGAGUGACUAGACGGUAGACAAGAGGGAUAAGACUUAAACCGUCAAAUGUAGCAGUUCUGGUUUAAUUAGAAUAAGAUAAUGCCAACUAAUACCCUUCACAGCGUACUAUGUAUAGGGCACUAAGAAAGAAGUGACAAAUGACGACGAAUAGAGAGAAAGAAGAAACGGAGUGACGAUGAAUACAGACAAACUAAGAGACGAAUGACGAUGAAUACAGACAAA